Messenger RNA from Phaeodactylum tricornutum CCAP 1055/1, 2242 nucleotides. RefSeq lists its product with no specific name. The transcript has a single exon. Gene Ontology annotation, molecular function: purine-specific mismatch base pair DNA N-glycosylase activity; 8-oxo-7,8-dihydroguanine DNA N-glycosylase activity; oxidized purine DNA binding. The record is from RefSeq and is a predicted model, not a curated record. Gene Ontology annotation, cellular component: nucleus. NCBI's taxonomy places the organism in Eukaryota, Bacillariophyta, Bacillariophyceae, Surirellales, Neidiaceae. Bases 1 to 1938 code for a protein of 645 amino acids. Gene Ontology annotation, biological process: mismatch repair; base-excision repair.
AUGCCGUUCAAUCUGCGUACUUCUUUCAGUGCGUAUCUGAUUGUUUUGUUUUCCGCUAUUUGUUUUGUUAAGGUGUGGGGAUUUAGAAGCGUAGCCAUCGCACAGACCUCAAUGUCACUUCUUCAAGUAAGGUGUGCAAGCUCAAGGAUAUCGCCAAGUGACGGGUCCAUGUCGGUGCGUUCUUCUCAACGGAAUAAGGCUUCAUCGAAAAGGCGAAAGAGCGUCAGUGACGAAACCAUUAUUUCCAAAAGGACGGCUUUCCUGAAAUCGUGGCUUUUACACAAUGAGAAUGAGUUCCAUUCUUUUUCCAAAGACGAAGCCGAUGCCAUACGUGAAUCCCUGUUGGUUUGGUACCGGUCAAAUCGUAGAAAGCUGCCAUGGCGUGGGGAUGAACCUCCGUGGGGAGGGAGCACAAUAGCCUUCGCCGCCAAAGCAUCAGCAGUUUCUUCGAACAAAAAGCAAGCAUCUCUAAAAGAAUUUUUCGCAACGUCUGUAGUCAAUCUUUCAGCCACAAAAAGAGAUGAGGACGUCGACGCGCCAGAUGACCACAAAAAAUCAUUUCCAGUGACGGCAUAUGGCGUUUGGGUGAGCGAGAUUAUGCUCCAGCAGACACGAGUUGAGGCGGUCGUUCCGUACUGGGUCCGAUGGAUGAUACGCUUUCCAACUGUUCACGAUUUGGCUCUAGCCGAUGAAGACGCUGUGAACGCCCAUUGGGCCGGCCUCGGGUUCUACCGUCGGGCAAGACUCCUUCACUCCGCAGCAAAGUACAUUGUAAACGACUGUAAUGGUGCACUUCCUGAGAAUGUCCAGGAACUUUUGCAUCUUCCGGGAGUUGGACGGUACACGGCAUCGGCCAUUGCUUCUAUUGCGUUCAAUGUCAAUGUACCAGUAGUCGACGGCAACGUUUGUCGAGUUCUGGCAAGGCUGCGCGGAAUCGCAAACAAUAUUAAAGCUCCGGCUCUGAAAGACAAUCAUGGCUGGGAUUUGGCUGCCCAGAUUGUCUCUGCAGGGGACGGUUCAGCUCCGGGCGAAGUAAAUCAAGCCAUCAUGGAGCUCGGUGCGACAUACUGUGCCCCAGGCGGCACAGGGCUCGACGAGAACGAUCCGCUCAAAGAUUUUUACUUUUCAACUCGAAUUGGACGUGAAGUUUUGCGAGCCUUUGAUGGUAACGACUUGAAACAGAUUUCUGAAUUGCGUUACGCAUCUAGUAACGCUCAGCAAUGUUCGCUGUGCGCCCAUGGGGGAGUAGCCGAAGUUUUCGAUAUUCUUGAGGUCGAAUUGAGCAAGGCGUUAGAAUCGAAGGCCUCUGUCAGUCGAGAAAACAUCGCAAGCAAAUGUGGGCACUCUUCAUUCCCUCUGUCCCCGCCAAAAUUAGCAAAGCGCGAAGAAGUGUUGGCAGUUGGCGCCUUGAAGUGGUUAGGCCCAAACACGAUGGAGCCAGCUUGGUUGCUCCAUCGGCGACCAGAGAAGGGGCUUUUGGCUGGACAGUGGGAGUUCCCUUCCGUCUGUGUGUGGACGAGUGAAACCGUAAAGCCAAAAGGAAAGAGAAAAAACUCAUCCGAUAGAGUUCCUAUCGUUUCGGCAUGUGUUCGUCGGAAAGCACUCGAAUCCUUGCUUCGGGAUGUCGCAAGUACGGAUAAAAAAUUCCUGGACUGCUGGGCGUCCGCUAUGUCUUUGAAGCAAUGUCCCGUGGGGGAAGGUCCGAUCGAACACAUAUUUAGCCACGUACGACACACAAUGUGGAUCGAAUCUGUUGAUCUGUCGCAAGCGCUUUCCCUCUCUAUAAUGGACGGUGUCCAACUUGCCUGCGCAGGACGGGAGAUGCGCUGGAUGACCGAAUCACAAAUGAAAGAGGUAGGUGUUACUUCAGGCGUACGGAAGAUCUUGAAAUCUUUGGAGCAGAAAAAUCCCAAAAAACGCAAAAAUAUGGUAGAUUGAAUGGAUAUUCGCAGCACCAACCACUCUUGGUGUCGGAUGGUAAAGUUUAAAGCGUCUGGAUUUCAAAGUCGACGGAUGCAUUUGAAUAUUCGCAUGGGACUAGCCUUUUGCCUUGACGAAAUCCAAUGCUGAUAAGAACGCAAUCCGAGCUUUUCGCCUGACAAGAAAGACUCUAGAAAAUGCAGAGUUCGGUGCUUGACACUGAAUGUGACGAUGUGCAAGACGAUUUCCGUUGCAUUGAUGUUGUGCGACAGCGAUGCAAUUUAAUGCAAAAGCAUAUUUUUUUUAAGUCGUUUUCACAAUC